AUGACAACGGUUCUGCUCACCAGGUGCUUGAUUGCACUGCUCUUCAUAUGUUCACUGGCUCAAGCAGAUCGCUCUGGCCCAGUAGUGACCCUCAAGACUGGUAGUGUGCAGGGUCACUACAGGACAGUGAGGGGCACAGACCAGCUGGUGGAGGAGUACCUGGGCAUCCCUUUUGCCCGUCCACCUUUGGGGCCGUUGCGCUUUGCCGCCCCGCAACCACCUCAGCCCUGGAAAGGGGUUAGGGAUGCCACCAAACUGCCUAACAUAUGUCUACAGGAUACAAAGUCUACAGAGGCCUUGUGGAAAACCUAUCCUGUUACGUUCCCAGCAGUACAGGUGUCUGAGGACUGCCUUUAUCUUAACGUGUACAGACGCUCUGGAACUCGCUCUGGAGAGAAGCUACCGGUGAUGGUGUGGAUACAUGGUGGCGGCCUGGCUGCAGGAGGAACCUUCUACUACGAUGGCUCACCCCUGGCAGUCUACCAGAACGUGGUUGUGGUUGUCAUUCAGUAUCGCCUCAGUAUUCUGGGGUUCCUAAGUACUGGAGAUGAACAUGCUCCUGGCAACUGGGGCUUCCUGGAUCAGAUAGCCAGCCUUCGGUGGGUCCAGGAAAAUAUAGAGGCCUUUAACGGAGAUCCUGACUCAGUCACCAUUUUUGGACAAUCUGCUGGAGGAAUCAGUGUCUCUUUGUUGGUCAUGUCCCCUUUGGCAGAGGGGUUGUUCCACAAAGCUAUUGCCAUGAGUGGAGUUGUACCUUUGGAGGCCCAUUAUACCAACAACCCACUGGCCAUGGCCAAGAUGAUAGCCAAUCUGACCGAGUGUGAUAACAACGAUACCGAGAAACUUGUCGAAUGCAUCAAAAGCAAGUCUGAGGAGGACAUACUCAAUGCCAUUCAACAGGUUAAGGUGUUUUUAGGUCCGGCUAUUGAUGGCGUCUUCCUAAAAGGCCCGCCUGAGCGCAUUUUAAAGAACAGUGAGUUCCAGAAGGUUCCUCUGCUCUUCGGAGUGACCAAUCAUGAGUUUGGAUGGAUCCUCCCUCAGCUCUUAGGACCUCCUGGGUGGGAUCAGGGUAUGGAGAAGCAGACUGUGGUUUCAGUGAUGGACACGUUCUUCCCUUCUCAUACCGCAGGUGUGCAUGAAUUAAUACUGAAUGAGUACCUCCAAAAUGAUGACUCUCUGGAGAACAUACGGGAUGCUUUCACAGAAAUACUGGGAGACUUGGUCUUGGUCCUGCCUAUCCUCAAAGUGGCUGCAUACCACAGAGAUGCAGGAGCACCUGUGCAUGUGUAUGAGUUUCAGCAUUCACCACUGAUGCACAAAGAAACGCGACCCAGCUUUGUCAAAGCAGACCACUUUGAUGAUGCUUUGUUUUUCCUCGGGGCCUGCUUUUGUAACGGGCACACUAUAGUCACAGGACUUGUGACUGAAGAAGAAGAGGAACUGAGUAAAACAGCCAUGGCGUACAUCACAAACUUUGCACGCACCGGGUCCCCCAAUGGGCCUGGACUGGUGGAGUGGCCUGUAUACAACCACAGUGAAAACUACCUGAUCCUGAACCUGCAGCAGACAGUCAGCCAGAGACUGAAACAGAACAGGGCCCACUUCCUCAACGUCGUCCUGCCUCAGAAACUGGCAAAGUCACAUCCAGUCAAUGAUGAACUCUAA
This is a messenger RNA of Myripristis murdjan (pinecone soldierfish), 1665 nucleotides long. Its product is annotated as carboxylesterase 5A-like. The coding region runs from base 1 to 1665 and encodes 554 amino acids. The transcript is spliced from 13 exons. The record is from RefSeq and is a predicted model, not a curated record. Lineage: Eukaryota; Metazoa; Chordata; Actinopteri; Holocentriformes; Holocentridae.